Messenger RNA from Chara braunii, 2055 nucleotides. Lineage: Eukaryota; Viridiplantae; Streptophyta; Charophyceae; Charales; Characeae. The record is from the annotation of a GenBank genome assembly.
GUGAGCGACGAUCUCCCUAUGGAUAUCUUGUUAGGUAUGUACUACCUCUCCGUGGCACAGCCCCAGUUUGACUGGGACCGAAAAGUGGUCAAACACACUUUGCCAGGUGGAGGGACCGCCAGACUACACAAGUUCAAAGCUAGUAGUCUGAUCAAUUCCCAUGGAUGCAUGUGUGCGGCCACAUUCUAUAACUACUAUAAGCAACAUCAAGAGGAGGGUAUGUACUUAGUUUAUGUCUCUGCUGCAGGCGAGCCGGUGAAAAUGUCGCCGGAGAUAGAGGAAGUAGUUGCCAAGUACCCUGAUCUAUUUGAAGAGCCAACAGGGGUUGUUGAUAGGGAGGUCAUCCACGCGAUAGAGAUUAUCCCAGGUUCUAGUAUUCCGAAGGGUAGGAUAUAUCGGAUGUCUCCAGGCGAGCUUGAUGAGCUUCGCCGCCAACUCAAGGAACUCGUAGAGAAGGGUUGGAUCCGGCCGAGUGUCUCUCCUUACGGAUCUCCAGUACUAUUCGUACCUAAGAAGAAGGAGGGCACUCUCAGGAUGUGCAUUGAUUAUAGGGGUCUCAAUGCCAUCACUGUAAAGAACAGAGAGCCCCUACCGCGCAUCGACGAUCUGUUAGAUAGAGUGCAAGGGUGUCGGUACUUCAGUAAGAUAGAUCUGAAGUCCGGGUACCAUCAGACUGCAAUCCGACCCGAGGAUCAACACAAAACCGCAUUUCAGACCAGGUACGGUCUGUACGAGUUUGUGGUGAUGCCUUUUGACCUGUGCAAUGCUCCUGGCACCUUUCAGCACACUAUGAAUCGGAUAUUCCAUGACUACUUGGAUAAGUUUGUCAUCGUGUACCUCGAUGACAUACUUACUUUUAGUAAGACUGUCGAGGAGCACGUUGCACACUUGGACAAAGUCCUUAGUCUCCUGCGACAGCACAAGUUCAAGAUCAACGGUGAGAAGUGCGAGUUAGGGCGCACCCGUGUCUUGUACUUGGGUCAUGAGAUCUCCUCGGAAGGGUUGAAGCCCGAUAACGCGAAGGUGGCCAGCAUUCGUGAUUGGCCACGACCUCAGUCUGUGACUGAGAUGAGAUCUUUCUUAGGAAUGACAGGCUACUACCGGACUUUUGUAAAGAACUAUAGCCAGGAAGGGCCAAAGUUGAGGCCUGUUGAGUACAUGUCCAAGAAAAUGCCGUCUCAGAAGUUGGCUAAGUCCACCUAUGAGAAAGAACUCUAUGCGGUGUUCAAGGCGCUGACCCAUUGGAGACACUAUCUCCUUGGGAGGUUCUUCAUCCUCAGGACUGAUUAUCAGACCUUGAGAUGGAUGAGAACUCAGCCUGUACUCUCUGACGCAUUGAAGCGUUGGAUAGAAGUCAUUGAGCAGUAUGACUUUGACCCUCAGUACAUCAAGGGUGAGUACAACAAGGUUGUUGAUGCCUUGUCGCGUAGACCUGACUUCUCAAGUGCGCUGAUUACUGAGUACAAUCUUACGGAUGAUGUCACUCGAUCCUUGGUGGAAGCCUAUCGAGAGGACCAAUUUAUGUCUGAGAUCAUACGCAGACUCGAGGCGAAGGAUAAACAAACUUCAGCCGAGUUUGAGUUGGUCAAUGGCUUGUUGUUUCUCGAGAAGGAAGGGAAUAAACGUUUGUGUGUCCCUGAUAAAGAGUCUUUGCGUAGUUUGUUUUUAGGCGAGUGUCAUGACGCCACCGACCAUUUUGCGUACAAGAAGACCGCAGCCAAUUUGCUGCAAAGGUUCUGGUGGUCCACGAUGUUAAAAGAUGCUAAGCUGUACGUGGAAACUUGUCAAGUUUGUCAACGAGACAAGCCUCGUACUCAGGCUCCUCUUGGGCUGAUCAAGCCCCUUCCGAUUCCGGAGAGGCCGGGUGAGAGCCCGUUCAUGGACUUCAUGGAUACGCUAGUCACCAGCAAGAGUAGGAUGAGACAGAUCUUUGUCAUCGUGGAUAGGUUUAGUAAGUUUGCUAGAUUAGUAGCAAUGCCUGAGACAACAUAGACUGAGUACGUGAUUAAGUUGUUCAAAGAAAACUGGGUGAGAGAUUUUGGAUUGCCCAAGUCU